Messenger RNA from Apodemus sylvaticus (European woodmouse), 3908 nucleotides. It is a transcript of the gene Eif2s3, whose product is annotated as eukaryotic translation initiation factor 2 subunit gamma. Bases 49 to 1467 code for a protein of 472 amino acids. Lineage: Eukaryota; Metazoa; Chordata; Mammalia; Rodentia; Muridae. Gene Ontology annotation, molecular function: translation initiation factor activity; tRNA binding; GTP binding. The record is from RefSeq and is a predicted model, not a curated record. Gene Ontology annotation, biological process: formation of translation preinitiation complex; positive regulation of translational fidelity. The transcript is spliced from 12 exons. Gene Ontology annotation, cellular component: eukaryotic translation initiation factor 2 complex; cytosol.
CAUUAUGUCCGGCGGCUGCCGAGCAUUUUCCUUUUCUCUCUGAGCAAGAUGGCUGGGGGUGAGGUUGGAGUGACUCUCGGGCAACCACAUCUUUCCCGACAGGAUCUCGCCACAUUGGAUGUUACUAAGUUGACCCCACUUUCACAUGAAGUUAUCAGCAGACAAGCUACAAUUAAUAUUGGCACAAUUGGUCAUGUAGCUCAUGGGAAGUCCACCGUGGUGAAGGCUAUUUCUGGAGUUCACACUGUCAGAUUCAAAAAUGAGCUAGAAAGAAACAUUACAAUCAAGCUCGGAUAUGCUAAUGCUAAGAUUUAUAAACUUGAUGACCCAAGUUGUCCUAGACCAGAAUGUUAUAGAUCAUGUGGAAGCAGUACACCAGAUGAGUUUCCUACAGACAUUCCAGGGACCAAAGGGAACUUCAAAUUAGUCAGGCAUGUUUCCUUUGUUGACUGUCCUGGCCAUGAUAUUUUGAUGGCUACGAUGCUGAACGGUGCAGCAGUGAUGGACGCAGCUCUUCUGUUGAUAGCUGGUAACGAAUCAUGCCCUCAGCCCCAGACUUCCGAACACCUGGCUGCCAUAGAAAUCAUGAAACUCAAGCAUAUUUUGAUCUUACAGAAUAAAAUUGAUCUGGUAAAAGAAAGUCAGGCUAAGGAACAAUAUGAGCAAAUUCUCGCAUUUGUGCAAGGAACGGUAGCAGAAGGGGCGCCAAUUAUUCCGAUUUCUGCUCAGCUGAAGUAUAACAUUGAAGUUGUCUGCGAGUACAUAGUGAAGAAGAUACCUGUGCCGCCAAGAGACUUUACCUCAGAGCCCCGCCUCAUUGUUAUCAGGUCAUUUGAUGUCAACAAACCUGGCUGUGAAGUUGAUGACCUUAAGGGAGGUGUAGCCGGUGGGAGUAUUCUAAAAGGAGUGUUAAAGGUAGGCCAGGAGAUAGAAGUCAGACCCGGGAUUGUCUCCAAAGAUAGUGAAGGAAAACUCAUGUGUAAACCAAUCUUUUCCAAAAUUGUGUCACUUUUUGCCGAACAUAAUGAUCUUCAGUAUGCCGCCCCAGGUGGUCUCAUCGGAGUUGGAACAAAGAUUGACCCAACUUUGUGCCGAGCUGACAGAAUGGUGGGACAAGUGCUUGGUGCAGUUGGAGCUUUACCUGAAAUAUUCACAGAACUGGAAAUUUCCUAUUUCCUGCUUAGACGUCUUCUGGGUGUACGUACUGAAGGAGACAAGAAAGCAGCAAAGGUUCAAAAGCUGUCUAAGAAUGAAGUGCUUAUGGUCAACAUAGGGUCCCUGUCAACAGGAGGAAGAGUUAGUGCUGUCAAGGCUGAUUUGGGCAAAAUUGUUUUGACCAAUCCUGUGUGCACAGAAGUAGGAGAAAAAAUUGCCCUUAGCAGAAGAGUUGAGAAACACUGGCGUUUAAUUGGUUGGGGUCAGAUAAGAAGAGGAGUGACCAUUAAGCCGACUAUAGAUGAUGACUGAAGACUUCAAGUUACACAAUGCCUUGGGAUGGAGUUGGAAUUUCUUUUAAUAGCCUAGGGGUAUAUUUUCAAAGCAAUACUAGGGAGAAUUAAUUUCAUUGCUCAUUACCUUACUAUUCUUAUAUUUUAGCGAUGAAAAUGUAACCUCUACUUUUUUCUUUUUAUUGAUUCCUUGUUUCACAUCAUGUAACUCAGUCCUGCGCAUCCCCUCCAAUCCAACCUUUGCCCUUGCAACCUCCCCCAAAAUAAAUAACACACAGACAGCAACCAAACAUAGCAUAGAAAACAUGCCAUCAUGGAAGCUGUAGCUUCUGUGAUGACACCAAUGUUGGGGCCUCAUCAAGACUUCCUCCAGUUAUCCUGUGCUGUUCGGCAUCAUGGAGAUCCUGCAGCUUUGGAAUAGCAGGAUGGCCCUUUCAUGAUCCCAACCAUUCGAAGAUGACAUAGAUUUUAGGGUCGAUCGCUUCAGAAUCCUGGAUCUGGGCCAGGGUGGUGGCUCAGCUGGUCAGCUGGGGCCCCUGGGGAGGGGUGGGGCCAGCUCUUACAGUGCACCUUCGCCAUCAGGGCCAGCUGCACUGUGUUGUGAAGGUGAGGUGCCGUGCCGGGGCUGCUCAUGCCCUUAAGGCCAGCUCUCCCUUCUAAAGGUGGCAAUGGGGGAGGGUGUCCCAUCGACACCACCUGGUAACAGACCCGAGUGGCAGAGCCAGCUGUCGAGAGUGCUAUGUCCAAUGAGGGAUGGGGCCAGAUCUGCACAGCCUCGGACAUCGCAGUGGUCUCUACUGGUAAGAGUGAGCCACGGACGGACACUGGCCCGCCACUGGAGCCACAGGCAGGCUUUUUCUCUCCCGUCUGUCAUAGUGACAAGCAGGUAUUUGUUAUAGUCAUUGAAGGGCAGGUCUGUGGGUGGCAUGGGGAUCUGUAAGACCUUGUGUUCCUCUUCCCAUGCCUUAAUUUGAGUUUUAUGAGCCCUAGGCAUAAGACAAGUUUGGGCCAUCAAGCUAGGAUGAACCUUUAUAAAGGACUGCCCCUGAUAUAGUACAAUACUACCAACAAGGUGUGUCUGUGCCCAUUGCUGGGGUUAUAACCCACUUCUAAUAUGGGGCCUAAAAUUAAGUGUGAAAAGUGGUAUACUAUAUAAAUUGAUUAGAUCACAUCUACAUUUUAGCAAAAGUUAAGCAUUCCAAAAUAAUGUCUCUAUAAUUUAUCAAUCAAUGAAAGUUUGAAGUGAAACUUCGCUGCAACCAGCCUUUGGUGCAGCACACGUAUCAUGAACCUGUCUAAAAUGAAAAUGCUGUCUUCCCAUGAUUCAUCUGUGAGGAGCUCCAUAGUGAAGGGCAAUUAGUAAAAGCCAAAGGCUACCCCUGUAGUUGUCCUUCUGUUUGGGGUUCUGUUGUCUGAAAUUUGAAGGAAGGCAGCCAACGGGCUCAAAUGAGCACCGCUCUUAGAAUUGCGUGCCCAUUCCCCUAACAGGUAGAUCGUAGCAGCAUCCUGGACGGGACCUUAGGAAUCCAGUGCCCGGAGACUAUGUCUUUAUUAUUAAUGCCUGAAAUCUCCGUCUUCCCCCACUGGCAAAGAGUACAAUAGCCGGUGCUUGGUGAGAGUUGGCAGGGUUCUGUCCAGGUUGCUUUUUUGAGGUCUUUGUUUUAGUGAGCUGUGGGUGGAACAGCCUCUUGCAUGAUAAAUAAGCACUGUACCAUUGGCUCCACUGCCCCUAGCUGUACUACCUUUCCUUGGUAGGAUUAUGGUAGAAAUUGUGCUAUUGGUAAUCUUUGAGCCUUGAAAGAGGUAAAAAGAAUUAUUCAAAAACAGUGUGUCCUUUAGUUUCUGAAUCUAUUCCCCACAUGCCUGCUAUUUUCUUGUGCUGUGCUUUUUAAAUUAAUCAUGUCUUUGCUUAAUUAGAUACUCUUUCACAUCAGUGAUUUCCGACUCGGGCUGACAGAAGAGCCCGGAGUGGGCUCCAGUCUUUGAUAAUCUUUUAAGACAGUGUUUGGAAAAGGGAGUUUAGAAAAAUACAUGGUGCAUGCCUGUGAUCCCAGCUCUCUGGGAGACAGAGAUGGGCAGAUUUCUGAGUUCAAGGCCAGCCUUGGUCUACUGAAUGAGUUCCAGGACAGCCAGGGAUAUACAGAAAAGCCCUGUCUCAAAAAAAAACAAAUCCAAAAUAAACAAAAAAAAAACAACAAAAAAAGAAAUAUGCAUCCUAAAUAAUAACUUCACUGGUUUUUGGUUCUUCAUUUGCUUUCCUUGUGAUUUACAAACAAAUGGGAUUUAGUGCCACAGUUGCUAUGCUGUGAGUUGUGGAUACUGCAGCUGCCUUAGGUUUAGAAGUGUGUCUGUGAGUCUUGAGUUUUGGGGAAUCCUAUGGAUAUUAUGUAUUUGAUUGACUCUGAAAGGUUGUGUUGGAGCAUGGAGAGAACAUUUAAAUAAAACAAGGGUCUGAAUCAA